Lodderomyces beijingensis is the source of this 2097-nucleotide messenger RNA. The record is from the annotation of a GenBank genome assembly. NCBI's taxonomy places the organism in Eukaryota, Fungi, Ascomycota, Pichiomycetes, Serinales, Debaryomycetaceae.
AUGCUCCGUUCAGUUCCAUUCAAGCUCCUACCGUCGAGUGUCUAUUUGAGAAUUUUUGCUAGGGCUGUUCAAACAAGAUGCUUUUGCCGCGCGUCGUAUUUGUUGAAACUCGCGGCGGUACAACAAAUACCCUUACAAACUGGAGUUGACUAUAGAAAUCUCGAUGAAACACACCUCAGCACGAUCAAAGACAAAGAUGUGCAGGAACUUUCAGUCAAGCUCGAUGCGGAGUUUGAGUUGCGCGAUUACCAGAAAGACGCGAUAGAGUCAAUCACCCAGGCUUUGAAACGAGGCGUCCGCAAGCCUGCCGUUGUAGUAGCCACGGGUGGAGGCAAGACGGUGAUUUUUUCAAGCUUGUUGAAGAAGCUUGAGCCGACAAAUGCAGGCAACGGUACAAAAGUUCUCAUUCUUGCUCACACGCAAGAGCUAAUCAAGCAGGCAGUCGACAAAAUACGAAUGAUAAACCCCGAUCUACGCGUGGGUAUCGAGAUGAGGAAAUUGAAAGCAGGUCCCCUUGAUGAUGUCGUUGUUGCUUCAGUGCAGACUUUGAGAAUGGCGCAACGACUACAAAGGUUUGACCCGCUGGAGUUCAAAAGCAUCAUCAUUGACGAGUGCCACCAUGCGCCCGCUACCUCCUAUGUAAAGAUUCUUGACCAUUUUCGAGCUCUUGAAAAAGAGCUGCAUUUGAGCGUCAUUGGGUUCACGGCAACCUUUGCCAGGUUUGAUGAGGUCUCAUUGGGCAAGAUUUUCGACGAGAUUGUCUUUUUGAGGUCAUUGGAAACGAUGAUUGAAGCGGGAGAGUUGGUGAGGCCGGUUAUCAAGAGCGCGGUUAUCAGUGACUUGAAAUUGAGUAAUCUUAGGAGGUCCCGCGGAGACUAUGAUACAGGAGAAUUGUACGAGCAAAUGGUAGAGGUCGGGGUCAAUGAGCAAGUCGUGCUCUCCUACAUGCAGUUGGUCGAGAAAACGGGAAGCAAGAGCACGUUGGUGUUUUGUGUCAAUGUUGAGCAUUGCCAAGAGCUAUGUUCGAUGUUUCAAUCACAUGGUAUCGAGGCGCAGUAUGUCACUGGACAAACGUCCAAGUCCGAAAGGGCUGCUUUGGUGGAGGACUUCAAGAUGGGGAGAAUCUCGGUGUUGUGCAACGUUGAAGUUUUCACUGAGGGCACAGACAUGCCAAACAUCGAUUCCAUAAUCUUGGCAAGACCGACACUAUCGAAACCGUUGGUGGCUCAAUCAAUUGGCAGAGGGUUGAGAUUGCACAAGAACAAGACGAGCUGCCAUAUUGUUGAUUUGGUGGGGAACACGGUGGAUGGGAUUGAUGUGGCUCCAACAUUGUCAGGAGACUCGCUAUCACCAAGGAAGAAGCUUGCAGAUGAGGAAGAAGUUGAAGGAGAGGAAGAAGAGGAAGAGGAAGAGGAAAAGGAAUUUGAUAAAGAGUUGACUGCUAGAUCUAGACAGCUAGCUGUUGCAAGACUCUUGAAUCUACACAAGAAAAACAUUUUAACGCUUAAAGAACAGAAACUAUUGUUUGCCAUACCCAACAACUGGUUCUUUGACAAGGAGUUGAUCAGAAGCGUCAUGUUAAAGAACCGUUACCCCUGGACACCCAUUGUCUUUGACAAGGUAUGGGGGCUUCAGGUGCAAGGAGCUACUUACUUUUUGCUAAAAAAAUUGGAAACGGCAGGCGAGUCCCCGACAUUUGAAAUCACGCUACGCGAGCACGGUAGUGACUCGGCGCAAGUAGUAUGCCGGAACCUGAACCUUUUGCAAGCUUUAAACGAGUUGCGAGAAUCAUUUCCAAACGACUUGGACUAUGCUGAAAAACAAAAUACAUUUGCGCGAAAACCCAGCCGGAAACAAGUCGCCGCGUUGACCCAGCUGCUCCUGGGAGCCAUUGACAGGUAUAUUGCGAGAAACAACUUGGAUGUGAGCCAUCAGGAGCUCAAAUCCGCUGUGGAAGAAGCUCUUCAAGGCGAAAAAUUGGCCAUGGUAACUAGACUUUUUUUCGCUUUCCGGUACAACGGGCGAACAGACUACGAACUUAUCAAAGGGCGGCGACUAAUGGACAAAGCAAUGACGAUUAUAAAAGAACGUAAUUAG